This is a messenger RNA of Lachancea sp. 'fantastica', 3240 nucleotides long. The record is from the annotation of a GenBank genome assembly. NCBI's taxonomy places the organism in Eukaryota, Fungi, Ascomycota, Saccharomycetes, Saccharomycetales, Saccharomycetaceae.
AUGGGAUACGUGCAGCGGUCUGGCGAUCCGGGUUUCAAGCCCGUCCAAAGUAUCUACGAAGGGCGGCUUCGCCAAUUCAUUGACGAUGGUGGCAACUACAAAAAGCUCAAUUUGCCCCGUUUCUACGAUAAACAACGUAUUUCGCUCGACCAGGACCACGUCAAAGUGCAAUGGUAUCAGGUUGAGUUCAAAAAGGGCUCAUCGCCGGUGUCAUCUGACAAGAGACCUCCGUGGGAUGAGAUCGUUCGUCGUGACAAGAAUCACGAGCUGGAGUUUCGAGAUGUCUGGAAGGGCCAGCCUUUUGGUCCCAGUUGGUCUACAACAUGGUUUAAAGUGCAAUUGGAAGUGCCUGACAAGUGGCUAGACAGCGAAGAACAGCUGGUGUUCGAAUGGGACUGCAACAAUGAGGGCAUCGUAAUCGACCCAGAAACGCUUAUACCCAAGACGGCGUUUUCGGGUGGGAAUGAGAGAACAGAGUAUCUGUUGCCUAAGGGCCAGAAAAAGCAUGCGUUCUACAUCGAGUGCGGUAACAACGGCAUGUUCGGUUGUGGUUUCGGGUCCUCACCACCUGACGACAACCGGUAUUUCCAUCUCGACAAGGCGGAUCUGGUGUGGCCCAAUUGGGACGCACGCGCCCUUCGGAUCGAUUUCUGGAUGCUGACGGACGCCGCCCGCGAGCUUCCCGGUGAUUCGUGGCAAAAACAUAAGGCUCGUCAAAUUGGAAACGCCGUCAUGGAUUUGUUCGACCCAGAAGACUCAAAAAGUGUCAAGAACUGUCUAGAGCUACUUCACAAGGAGUAUUUCGAUAAGUUUCCGCAUAGUUCUGAAGUUUAUCAGAAUGGGGAUACAAGCCUUGUGAACGAUGUGUAUGCAAUGGGCAACUGUCACAUUGACACGGCGUGGCUGUGGCCCUUUGCAGAAACACAUCGAAAAAUUGUACGGUCGUGGACCUCGCAAUGCACCUUGAUGGACAAAUAUCCGGAAUAUCAAUUCGUAGCCUCUCAAGCGCAACAGUUCAAGUGGCUUUUGAAAGAACAUCGAAAUUUUUUCAAUGACGUUUUGAUCCCUAAGAUCCAACAGUCUCAGUUUUUCCCCAUUGGUGGAUCCUGGGUCGAAAACGAUACCAACAUCCCAUCCGGUGAAUCUCUGUGUCGCCAGUUUUUCUUUGGCCAGAGGUUCUUUUUGAAGCAUUUCGGUUCGAAAUCAGACGUGUUUUGGCUUCCUGACACGUUUGGAUAUUCUUCGCAAAUUCCACAAAUCGCAAGGAUUUCGGGCAUCGACAAGUUUUUGACACAAAAGUUGUCCUGGAACAACAUAAAUAACUUCCCGCACUCUACUUUCAAUUGGGUAGGUAUUGAUGGGUCUCAACUGUUAUCGCAUAUGCCACCAGGAAACACUUAUACAGCACAAUCUCAUUUUGGGGACGUGUUGCGCACUGCAAAAGGCAACAAAAACUCCGAUGUAUACGGCUCGGGUCUCAUGCUUUAUGGUAAAGGUGAUGGCGGUGGAGGUCCUACAAGUGAAAUGAUUGAAAAGAUGCGCCGUAUAAGAUCUAUGAGCAAUCGCAAUGGAAAUGUGGUUCCCAAAUUGCAUGUUGGCUCAACUAUUGACGAAUUCUAUCAGGACAUUCUAAAGAAAACAAACAAUGGUAAGAAGCUGCCAACAUGGGUCGGAGAACUCUAUUUUGAGUUUCAUAGGGGAACUUACACGACACAGGCACAAGUCAAACGAUUGAUGAGAACCAGCGAAAUUAAAAUUCACGACCUUGAAUGGCUUGCGACAAAAGCGUCCUUACUCUAUCCAGACGAUUACAAGUACCCAAUCAAUAAAAUAAACGACUUAUGGGAAGACAUACUUCUAUGCCAGUUUCAUGAUGUUUUACCUGGUUCCUGUAUCGAAAUUGUCUACAAAUAUGAGGCGCGGCCAAUGUUGCGGAAGGUGAUCGAGAAGACGGACGAGCUUUUGGACCACGUAUUGAAAGUCCUGAAGGAAAAGGGCAAAAAUUCUGUCGCUGUCGGUACUCUCCAGCCAUUCGAUGACACCGGCGCUGCUCCCAAAUCACCUUCCUCCGUUUUCGUAGAAGAAACUGACAAUCAUAUCAAAUUAAUCAGCGGAGAGCUGGAAGUUGUUUUAGAUAAAGCAAAAGGUGUCAUAUCUUCAAUCAGAGACUCUACGCGGGACACAGAAUUUCUGGAUUUGGAGAGUGGGCGAAACACGCUGGGCGCCAACCAAUUUGUUCUAUUUGAUGACAAACCUCUCGGCUGGCAGGCCUGGGAUACCGAAUUGUACUCUACAAAUCAAUACGAUUACAUUACGACUUUGGAAAAGCUUCACGUUACUGAGACAUCUCGCGAAAAAUGCACGGUUGAGGCUGUUUUCAAGGUCAAGGAUGACUGCAAGAUUGUCACAUCAAUCACUGUUCGGCAGCAAACGGGAGAGCAAAAUGGAGGCCUUAUCGAGAUCGAAACCACGGUCAACAACUGGGGGCCAACAAACAAAUUUCUCAAAGUCGAAUUUCCUGUGAACGUCCGCAACGACUAUGCUUCGUAUGAAACCCAAUUUGGCAUCACUAAAAGACCCACCCAUUACAACACUUCCUGGGAUGUUGCCAAGUUCGAAGUGUGUCACCAUAAGUUCGCAGACUAUUCCGAAUUUAGCAAAGGUGUUUCUGUCAUAAAUGACUGCAAAUACGGUUUUUCUACUCACGGCAAUCUAAUGCGUUUGUCACUACUUCGCGCGCCUAAGGAACCCGAUGCCAAUGCCGACAUCGGAACCCAUACUAUGAGGUAUGCCAUUUUCGCACAUAAGGGAGCAUUAUCGCAUGAAACCGUCCAUAAGGCAUUACAAUUCAAUUAUAAUCACAGAUACGAUAUUCCAGAAAGUGUUUCUCGCGAGUUUGACGGCGUCAUACGGAUCAAGGGUGACCCUAAUGUGAUCUUGAGCAACAUCAAGCGUGGAGAAGAUGACAAGGAGCUGGCCUCUGAGUACACGAUCAAAUCCUGGGACCAGAAGUCGCUCAUUGUAAGAGUCUAUGAAUCACUGGGUGGUGAGGCCUCUGCCACGCUGUCAACUAGCCUACCGGUCAAAAGCGUCACCAAGAUUGACAACUUGGAACUCGAAUCAAAACUGGAGGUAGAGUUCAAGACCGGCAAAAUACCUAAAACCAGCGUGCCACAAAAUGAAGUUAAAAUAAAGCUCAGACCAUUCGAAAUAAGCACCUACAGGUUUGUCUUUGAUUAA